Molecule: messenger RNA, 1020 nt
Organism: Ceutorhynchus assimilis (cabbage seed weevil)
Lineage: Eukaryota; Metazoa; Arthropoda; Insecta; Coleoptera; Curculionidae
Source: the annotation of a GenBank genome assembly
AUGUUUAAGUUGGCUCAAACUGUAUACAAACUGACUCAAAGAAGCAACAAAAUUUACCCCCUGGCUUACAGUGUCAUCAGACACUUCGACCAGAAAAAAGUGAGGUUAUGUAACCCGGUACCCCUUGAACCUCCAAAAUUCACAUUUUGGCCCGUUACCUUGUCCUUAAGCAUCCUAACAUGGCUGGGCUUCACCAAAGACGACGAAGAAAAAGAAUCCGAGCUUAUAAUGACUCUAAAACGAGCCGUUUUGUGUAAACAACGCGAAGAAUUUCAAAAGGCCGAACAAAUGCUUCAUUUAGCCUUAAGAAUGGCCCAGCAGCAGCAAAACCAACAAGGAAUUUUGUAUUGUUACGAUUUAAUGGCGAAUUUGGCUUUUGAUUGUUUAGAACUGGACAAGGCCGAAAAGCUGUUUGUUGUAGUAUUGCAGAUGCUUCUAGGUAAUGGCACCCCUCAGGAUGACUUAAAGGUUAUUCAUAUAAGCUUGAAACUAGCAAGGAUUAGUCAGCUGCAAGAUAAACCUGAUCGGGCUGAGUUGGGCUAUAAGUUUUGUCUGAAGCAAAUAGAGUCGCACAAAAACUCAGAAGAUGCAAAAAUUCUCUAUGGAGUAAUAAAUGAUUGGUAUGCGCAACUGAUGUUAGACACAAAUAAUCCGUCUGAGGCCUUUAUUCAUUUGAAUGAGGCUUAUAAGGCUUGUAACGAGACUCAAGGCAUUUACAGUGAGAAAAGUAUGCUGUUACUAAACGAUUUAGCCAUUACCAGCUUUAGAGCUGAAGACAGCGAAAAGGCUGUGAAAUUUUUAAAGGAGGCAAUUGAAGUAGGCAACCAAUUGACAGAUAAAACACAUUUAGGGGUCGUACAUGCAAAUUUAGGCCUGAUUUUGUUACAUAGAGGGGUUAUUGAGGAGGCGGAAAAGGCUUGCAUACAAGGAAGGAAUUUAGGUAAGAAGCACGACAACAAUGAAUCUAUCGAACAAGCAAAUUAUUGUUUAGACCAGAUCAAGAUGAAUUUGGAAAAAUAA